Messenger RNA from Talpa occidentalis (Iberian mole), 7805 nucleotides. RefSeq names its product ATPase copper transporting alpha (gene ATP7A). The transcript has 24 exons. Gene Ontology annotation, biological process: copper ion homeostasis; monoatomic cation transport. Gene Ontology annotation, molecular function: ATP binding; ATP hydrolysis activity; copper ion binding. The coding region runs from base 111 to 4382 and encodes 1423 amino acids. Gene Ontology annotation, cellular component: perinuclear region of cytoplasm; membrane; trans-Golgi network. The record is from RefSeq and is a predicted model, not a curated record. Lineage: Eukaryota; Metazoa; Chordata; Mammalia; Eulipotyphla; Talpidae.
UGUAGCUCCGGAGGUCUAACCCUAGAAUCGAAAAGAGAGACAUGGAAAACUGAAGCUUAAAGAGAUCAAGUGAUAGAUCCAGGGCUUUAAAUUCAGCAAGUGACAAAGCCAUGAUUCAAACCAAGGAAUGUAAAGAAGAUAUAAAAAUGGAUUCAAGUAUGGUUGUGAAUUCUGUCACUAUAUCUGUUGAGGGAAUGACAUGUAGUUCCUGUGUUUGGACCAUUGAGCAGCAGAUUGGAAAACUGAAUGGAGUACAUCACAUUAAAAUUCCGUCUAUAAUAAAUGUUAAUCAGAUAGUAGAACUAGUUCCAGAUCUCAGUUUGGAUAUUGGAACUCUGGAGAAAAAGUCAGGAACUUGUGAAGAUUACAGUAUGGCUCAAGCAGGUGAAGUCAUGCUGAAGAUGAAAGUGGAAGGGAUGACCUGUCAUUCAUGCACUAACACCAUUGAAGGAAAAAUUGGGAAACUGCAAGGUGUUCAACGAAUUAAAGUCUCCCUGGACAACCAAGAAGCUACUAUCGUAUAUCAACCUCAUCUUAUUACAGUAGAGGAAAUAAGAAAGCAGAUUGAAGCUGCAGGUUUUCCAGCAUUCAUCAAAAAACAGCCCAAGUACCUCAAAUUAGGAGCUAUUGAUAUAGAACGUCUAAAGAACACACCAGUCAAAUCCUCAGAAGGAUCACAGCAUAAGAGCCCAUCAUACAUCAAUGAUUCACAAAUCACUUUCAUCAUUGAGGGCAUGCAUUGUAAAUCAUGUGUGUCAAAUAUUGAAAGUGCUUUAUCAACACUACAAUAUGUGAGCAGUAUAGUAGUUUCCUUAGAGAAUAAGUCAGCCAUAGUAAAGUAUAAUGCAAGCUCAGUCACUCCAGAAACUCUGAGAAAAGCAAUAGAGGCUGUAUCACCAGGGCAAUAUAGAGUUAAUAUUACAAGUGAAGUUGAGAGUACCUCAAACUCUCCCUUUAGUUCAUCUCUUCAGAAGAUUCCUUUGAACAUAGUUAGCCAACCUCUGACUCAAGAAACUGUGAUAAACAUUGAUGGCAUGACUUGUAAUUCUUGUGUGCAGUCUAUUGAGGGUAUCAUAUCAAAAAAGACAGGUGUAAAAUCCAUACGAGUUUCCCUUGCAAAUAGCAAUGGGACUGUUGAGUAUGAUCCUUUACUAACUUCUCCAGAAACCUUGAGAGAAGCAAUAGAAGACAUGGGAUUUGAUGCUUCCUUCUCAGAUAUGAAUGAGCCAUUGGUAGUAAUAGCUCAGCCUUCAUUGGAAAUGCCACUUUUGACCUCAACUAAUGAAUGUUAUACUAAAAUGGUGACACCAAUUCAUGACAAAGAAGAGGCAAAGACUUUGUCUAAGUGUUACAUACAGGUCACUGGUAUGACUUGUGCUUCCUGUGUAGCAAACAUUGAACGGAAUUUAAGACGAGAAGAAGGAAUACAUUUUGUACUUGUGGCUCUGAUGGCUGGCAAGGCAGAAGUAAGAUAUAAUCCUGCUAUUAUACAACCUGCGAUAAUAGCAGAGUUCAUUCAAGAGCUUGGAUUUGGAGCAACUGUGAUGGAAAAUGCUGAUGAAGGGGAUGGUGUUUUAGAAUUUGUUGUAAGAGGAAUGACUUGUGCCUCCUGUGUUCAUAAAAUAGAGUCUACCCUCACAAAACAUAGAGGGAUAUUCUACUGCUCUGUGGCCCUGGCAACCAACAAAGCACAUAUUAAAUAUGACCAAGAAAUUAUUGGUCCCAGAGAUAUUAUCCAUACAAUUGAAAGCUUAGGUUUUGAAGCUUCUUUGGUCAAGAAGGAUCGGUCAGCCAGCCACCUAGACCAUAAACGAGAAAUAAAACAAUGGAGACGGUCUUUCCUUGUGAGCCUGUUUUUCUGUAUUCCUGUAAUGGGACUGAUGAUAUAUAUGAUGGUUAUGGACCACCACCUUGCAAGUCUUCACCAUAAUCAGAACAUGAGUCAAGAAGAAAUGAUCAAUAUUCAUUCUUCUAUGUUCUUGGAGCACCAGAUCCUGCCAGGAUUAUCCAUUAUGAAUUUGCUAUCAUUUUUAUUGUGUGUACCUGUACAGUUUUUCGGAGGAUGGUACUUCUACAUUCAGGCCUACAAAGCACUGAAGCAUAAAACUGCAAAUAUGGAUGUGCUGAUUGUGCUGGCAACCACCAUUGCAUUUGCUUACUCUUUGGUUAUUCUUCUGGUUGCAAUGUACGAGAGAGCCAAAGUGAACCCUAUUACUUUCUUUGACACACCUCCUAUGCUAUUUGUGUUUAUAGCACUAGGCCGGUGGCUAGAACAUAUAGCAAAGGGCAAAACAUCAGAAGCUCUUGCCAAACUAAUUUCACUACAAGCUACAGAAGCAACUAUUGUAACUCUUAACUCUGAUAAUAUCCUCCUGAGUGAAGAACAAGUGGAUGUGGAACUUGUACAGCGUGGAGACAUCAUCAAAGUGGUUCCAGGAGGCAAGUUCCCAGUGGAUGGUCGUGUUAUUGAAGGACAUUCUAUGGUAGAUGAGUCCCUCAUCACAGGGGAGGCAAUGCCUGUGGCUAAGAAAUCUGGCAGCACAGUAAUUGCUGGUUCCAUUAACCAGAAUGGGUCAUUGCUUAUCCGUGCAACCCAUGUUGGAGCUGACACAACCCUUUCUCAAAUUGUCAAACUUGUGGAGGAGGCACAGACAUCAAAGGCUCCUAUCCAGCAGUUUGCAGACAAACUCAGUGGCUACUUUGUUCCUUUUAUUGUUAUUGUUUCCAUUGCUACCCUCUUGGUUUGGAUUAUAGUUGGAUUUCUGAAUUUUGAAAUUGUGGAAACAUACUUUCCUGGCUACAACAGAAGUAUCUCCAGAACAGAAACGAUAAUACGUUUUGCUUUCCAAGCCUCUAUAACAGUUCUGUGUAUUGCAUGCCCCUGCUCCCUGGGACUGGCUACUCCAACUGCUGUGAUGGUGGGUACAGGAGUAGGCGCACAAAAUGGCAUACUAAUCAAAGGUGGCGAGCCACUGGAGAUGGCUCACAAGGUAAAGGUAGUGGUAUUUGAUAAGACUGGAACCAUUACACAUGGAACCCCAGUAGUGAAUCAAGUAAAGGUUCUAGUUGAAAGUAACAGAAUAUCACGCAAUAAGAUCCUGGCCAUUGUGGGAACUGCUGAAAGUAACAGUGAACACCCUCUAGGAGCAGCUGUAACGAAAUACUGCAAGCAGGAGCUGGACACUGAAACAUUGGGUGCCUGCAUAGAUUUCCAGGUUGUGCCCGGCUGUGGUAUUAGCUGUAAAGUCACCAAUAUUGAAGGCCUGCUACAUAAGAGUAACUGGAAGAUAGAGGAAAAUAAUAUUAAAAAUGCAUCUCUGGUUCAAAUUGAUGCGAAUAAUGAACAGUCAUCAACUUCAUCUUCCAUGGUUAUCGAUGCCCAGCUCUCAAAUGAUCUUAAUGCUCAACACUACAAAGUCCUUAUUGGUAACCGGGAGUGGAUGAUUAGGAAUGGUCUCACCAUUAAUAACGAUGUAGAUGGUUUCAUGACUGAACAUGAGAGAAAAGGUCGGACAGCUGUAUUGGUGGCAGUUGAUGAUGAACUAUGUGGCUUGAUAGCUAUUGCUGAUACAGUAAAGCCUGAAGCAGAAUUGGCUGUCCAUAUUCUGAAAUCCAUGGGCUUAGAAGUAGUUCUGAUGACUGGAGACAACAGUAAAACAGCGAGAUCUAUUGCUUCGCAGGUUGGCAUUACUAAGGUGUUUGCUGAAGUUCUACCAUCCCACAAGGUUGCUAAAGUGAAGCAACUUCAAGAGGAGGGGAAACGAGUAGCAAUGGUAGGAGAUGGAAUCAAUGACUCCCCAGCUUUGGCUAUGGCUAAUGUUGGAAUUGCCAUUGGCACAGGCACAGAUGUAGCCAUUGAAGCAGCUGAUGUGGUUUUGAUAAGGAAUGAUCUUCUGGACGUAGUGGCAAGUAUUGAUUUAUCAAGGAAGACAGUCAAGAGGAUUCGGAUAAAUUUUGUCUUUGCUCUAAUUUAUAAUCUGAUUGGAAUCCCCAUAGCUGCUGGAGUUUUUAUGCCAAUUGGGCUGGUUUUGCAACCCUGGAUGGGAUCUGCUGCAAUGGCUGCUUCCUCUGUUUCAGUAGUACUUUCUUCUCUCUUUCUUAAACUUUAUAGGAAACCAAAUUAUGAGAAUUACGAACUGCAUGCCCGAAGCCAGAUGGGACAGAAAAGUCCUUCAGAAAUCAGCGUUCAUGUUGGAAUAGAUGACACCUCAAGAAAUUCUCCUAAACUGGGUUUAUUGGACCGGAUUGUUAAUUAUAGCAGAGCCUCCAUAAAUUCACUACUGUCUGAUAAGCGGUCCCUAAACAGCGUUGGUACCAGUGAACCUGACAAGCACUCUCUCCUGGUGGGAGACUUCAGGGAAGAUGAUGACACCACAUUGUAACAGGCCAUAGAGAGAGUGUGCUACUAACUGAUGUUAUGCACUGAUAUAGCAUUCAUGACGUCAUGUUAGUGUUUCAGAAUAUUGUCGGAUUUUAUGUUGGUCUCAUGCUCAUAUAUUAGGGAUUCUAUUUAAGUUGCAUUUGUCUUAUGGCAAAACUUUUUCAGAACCUCAGCUCUGAACCUAGCUUUAUUUAAAAUGAACUCCAGUAUUUUUUUCACUAGUAACAGCUUAGUUAGGGCAGUGAGGUUUAUAGAAAGCCCUAGAAUUGAGAUUGCUGAAUUGCUGCUAAAGUGAUAGGUAUUUUUUUAAUUUGACUAAGAAGAAAAAUAAAAACUCAUGAAGAUAAUUAAAAACUUAAAAUUUUGAGAGCAUGACCUUGAGGAGAUUCUUGAGUCCUUAUCCCUACCAGAUUGGGGAGCAAGGACUUUCAAAGCACUGUAUAAAAUAUCUAGUUUUAGAAAGAAAACAGUUGAAACUGUUUACAAAUAGAUGUGCCUUAUUUAUUGCAGGCUUUCUUUCCCCCUUUGUUCUUCCUGCAUCUUUGUCCUUGCUGUUGCUUUCUUAGAUGAUCCAGUGUGUUUUCUUUUGUUAUCAUCUUUCAAGUGAACCAAGUAUUGAUAGUUUUUCAUUGAUAAAAAUAAAUCACAACUUUCCCAUUAUCUUGUUCUUUAUCUUAUAGCUCAGAAAACCUUAUAGGUCUUUAUGGUUCCCUGCAUCCCAUCUUUCCAUUGAUAUAAAAAACAUACCAGAUUCUUCUUUCAGUAACUCCCUAGCUCUGUGCAAGUUUUCAAUUAAUUCCUGCUGAGUACAGCUAUAAGUCAUUCUUAAUGUAGUCUAGCAACCUCAUUCCAGAAACUUAAUAUUUUGAGCUUCUUCCAUAAUUGAUUUUUUCCAAAUAUUAACACUACUUCUUUAACAUAUAUAGUACAUAUAAAAUUACCUGGAUUCACUGAAUUUGUCCCUUUUUGAAGACAAGUCCUUUGCUUGUAUAUAUAACUUAAUUAUCUUCAACUGUUUUUAAAUAACCCCUCAAAAUGACUAAAAUAAUGCUAUGAUACAAAGCUGCUUUUACCAAAAAAAAAAACACAAUAAAUUAUAAUAUACAAAUGAGAAAUUUCCCAGAUUUCCAUAACUUUUAAUGAGAUCUGUGCUUUUCUCCAGUUUGAAACAUAUGCACUUGUUAGUUAAUGUGAUUGGCAAAAUUAGGGGCUUGUUCAUAUUGCCAUAUAAAUUGAGAAAUUCCUCUGUGAGUUAAUACAUUAGUCAGAGAUCUGGUACUUGAGUCACUAUUUAAAUGUUCUUGAGAAUUGCAAGAUGAAUUACACAUGUGGAAAGUUUAAGGGAAGAGAACUCAUAAAUAAAUUCCUAAUAUUUUGUUCCCAUUUAUGUAAUUGACAUACAUAAAGCUGCUAGCACAAUGCUUAGUACAUAGUGUUUGUAGUGUUAGUUCUUUUCUCCUCUUGAGGUCAGUAAUAAAUAUUAAAAAUCAUUUUUAUAAAACAGUCUACAAUCAGGUAGAAGUGGCGGAUGUGUUUCUCCCUCUCCUACCAUUCUUCUCUUUGAUCCACUCAUACGCACACUAAAAAGUUUACAACAUUAUUAUUCAAUGUUAUACUUUCAGAUUUGCAAGAUCUAAUUUUAUUUCAGCUAUGUUAAAAAGUGAACUGAAGCUAGAAAGGCAAGCCCAUAUUAUAAAAUAUGAAUUAGUUUAUGUGUCUAUGCUCUUUUUCAGCCCAUACAUAUGCCAUUUCUCAUGCUUCCAUUUUGAAUGUUAAUAUUUCUUUCUUGUUUUAACUACAGUUGCUCAGCAUGCCACAACUUGUUUCUUCCAGAAGAAACAGCUAAUAUGACAAUUAUAUAACAGACUUUUGCAUAAAUAGCCACCUCCCUGUCCACUCCUACCCUCCACUCUUUCUCUUUUUGAAGUACUUGAACAUAGCCAGUUAUCUUUUAUUAUUAUAUGUUUGUUUGAUUUUUUUUCUAUUGCCCCACAUGCCAGAGGACCCACAUGUUAUAGAACAGAGGGACAAGCAGCCUAUAAUCUGGAAAUACUCAACAACAUUUUCGCCCUGUACUACAAAAACAGAAAACAUGCUGUUUUGAUGCUUUAAAUGUUUGUAGCUCCACUUGAAUUCUCUACCACAAAUACUACAAAAACAGAAAACAUGCUGUUUUGAUGCUUUAAAUGUUUGUAGCUCCACUUGAAUUCUCUACCACAAGAUUCUUUUGCAAUCUUGAAUUUCCUUUAGCUUCAUAGAGCAGCUGUAUUCACGAGAGAGAGGUGAUAUAUAUACAAGGGAUCAAAAACAUUGCUUUCAGUUAGUUACUGGCUUUAAAUAACUAGUCAGAACAAAUUUUAUGAAUGUGUAUAUGUAUGUGUGUUCGUCAUAUACAUACACACAAACCACAUAAAAAUAAUGAUUUUAUAUUUAAAUUUGAUAUUUGAACAUUUGAAGUUUUUUAUUUGUUGUUUCUUUAUCACUCUCUGCAUUUACUCAACAAUCAUGCCCUCAGUCUAAGGAUAAUAAGGAUGUUUUCAUAUCCAGUGCAGGUUCAGACUCUAUUAUGGGUACCUUUUAACUUAAUAUCCAAAGAUGCAUUUUGAAUUUCAAAGAUAUAAACUGAAACUAGAGUAUUUAAUGUUGUAGACUAAAGAAGUAUGGUUCUCAGUUGUGAAAAGAUAAAUGUUAUUUUUCCUAGCUUAGCAUCAACAUUUUAGAUGGUUUGAUGCCUUGUGCACAGAUAAUUUUUUAUGUUGUGCUUUAAUUUAAAAAAUUUAUUUUCUUUGCAUGUAUUCUUUGUUCAGAAUUCUUAAAAUAGCACUCUAGAUGUUUCCAAAAAUUUAAGCAAUGCCUAUCUUUUCUGUACACAGCUUAAAAUCAAGAAUUUAUGUUGAGAUUUGUUCCAUUACUUGUGAAUCUUGCUUUAAAAUUAUUUUUAUUAAUAUUUAUUUUAUUCUUUUAUUAUUUAGGGGGGUGAGGUAUCUGAUAACUGGUUAUUUUAAUAAGAAUAAAAACACUCCUGGAAUCACUCCCUUCGAAUUUUUCAUUUCUUAUUUUUCUAUAUUAAAAAUGUUAUUUUACCAAAUGUUAAAAAAUUUAGGCUCAUGCUAAAUUAUUAGCUACUUUUACACUAACUUUUUGUAGCUCCUGUGAAAGUUUAUCUGGUGUGAGUAAACAGAUACAGCCCAAAUGCAUGAAUUAUUCAAUUAAAAGAACAUCUGUAAUAGCAUUGAUAAUAAUGCCUUUUGUAGCCAAAAUCAGGUAUCUCAACCUUAUGUUUUUAAAGAGACGUUUAACUAAAGAUUGUUAAACAUUGAUUUUUUUAGUACUGAAAUAUUUUAUAGCAGUUGUCUACUUUAGUCAAGAUAUUCAGUAAUUUGUUUUUUCCUUAAGCAUGUAAUCUUAUUUCUGACAAGGAUGU